AUGGUGCAACGUGUUGUAAAUGAAUUAACAUCUAUUGAUAUUAUAUAUGAAGAAGAAAUAGCUGAAGCACCACUCAGUGCUUCUGUUGUGGUUACAAUUUCAACAAGCCCAGAAAUUUAUCAAACCAUUACUAAAGCUAGUCGAAAAAUUCUUUCUUCACGUCCUCAAGCAUGUUUAUUUACUAUUCUCAAUGUGACGUAA
Molecule: messenger RNA, 201 nt
Organism: Rotaria sp. Silwood2
Lineage: Eukaryota; Metazoa; Rotifera; Eurotatoria; Philodinida; Philodinidae
Source: the annotation of a GenBank genome assembly